UUCAUAGCUAAACGCAUCACUCUAGUUUUGCAUGCAGGACCAGGCGGAUUUAUUGCGGCUCUUGCUUAUUUCUUGUAUGAAGUGAAUUAUUGUAACGGAUAAGGCCAGAGACGGUUAAUAUUGUAAUUGAAAAGUAAGUGAGGACGUGUUAUUCAUUAAAUGUCGCUGAUACCUUUUAUUUUGGACUUGGCCGACGAGCUGCAUGAGUUAGGCCGUUGCUUGGCCAACGGGAUGGAUAUCGAUGAUUUUGGUUUCGGUAUUUAUCCCAGUGCUGAGCAGCCAACAUCUACUACAAACUUACAUCAGCAGCAAAGUCCCAGACGUUCACGUCCGACCCCUUUGUAUUGGCUGCCAUCAAAGCGUCAUCAUCCUUAUUGCCGCAACACAAAGACACCUUGCUGUAGUGGCAAGGCCAAUGCAGAAGAUAUUAAUUCCUCUUCUGCAGAUAAAGAUUUAAGUGCCGCUACCAGCGCAUCAGUUAAUAAUUCAAAUGCUUCUGGGAAAUCGGCGGCUUAUUCAGUAGUAAAUAGGAAUGGUUUUCAAGUAAGCAUGAAUGUAAAGCAAUUUUCACGUAAUGAGCUUACUGUGAAAACAAUCGAUAAUUGUAUUGUGGUCGAGGGCCGACACGACGACAAGGAGGACGGACACGGCCUCAUUUCACGUCAUUUUGUACGUAAAUACAUGUUGCCGAAGGGCUACGAUCCAAACGACGUCCUCUCGACUCUAUCUUCGGACGGGAUUUUAACGGUUAAGGCUCCUCCUCCACCGAAUGUUAAAAUUGCUGAGCGCCAAGAGCGCAUAAUCGAAAUUCAGCCGUUUUCUGGACCAGCCCAACUUCAAGCGUCUGCAAAAGAAAAUACCAAAGAGCCGGCAAAGAAAACUUCAGCUGCAAGUGCCAUUAGUCAGCCACCAGAAAAAAAGCAAAAACUGGAUUUAUCGCUGCAGCAACAGACAGAAACUAUUCAAAUGCAGGAACAAAACAAUGAAAUAAAAAAAGUUGCUCAACCACUAAACGAGUGUAACGAGCAAAUACAACAGGAGCGAGAUGAAGACGUACAACAAGAAACCCCUCAAAAACAACAUCAAUCGAUUGGCGAGAAAUCGGCUGAGAAGGAAAUUGUAGUUGCUGCUGAAAGUGGAAAAUUAGAGCAAAACGGUAAAAAAAGCUCUCAUGAGACAUUAAUUGCCGAGUCAGAGAGUCAAGCUGAUUCACUCUUGGAUACCUCGACAACAGCUGAGAUUAUUCCAUCAAAUGUGAGUGAAAUUCAAGAGAUAAAUUUAAACACCGAAACUUCCAAUACCAUCGUCAACGAUAUCGCCAUGACCGACAACGGUGUCGAUAAUGCUGCCGGAAACUCCACCAAAACCGUAACUGCAGAAACAAUCGCAGGCGAAGAUACCAAUGCCAACUCAACAAAUACAAUGGUAGUAAAAAACAGCAUCAUUUCCACUUCCACUAUUGCCGUAUUAACGUUACAUUCCAAUGAUAAUGGUUUAGUCGCCGAUAUGCUCCCAAGUGUCGUAUCAAAUACAACAGAAAUAGCUGAAGCUGCUCUGGAUGGCGAUAUAGAUAUGGAAACGGCGGAAACACACACACAGGUCGCAUCAGCCGAGGUGAGUGUUGUAGAUGAUGUCGCAUUGCUUAAAGCAGCCACAUCAGCCGCAGUCGCAGGCAGCGCUGCCACCGAACCCAUGGACGGAAUUGUCGUCAGUGAAACCGCAAAGAAUGCAGAAUGCGGCGGUCUCUUUGGCCAAACGCGGCUAGAAAAUGGCAACAACACAGCAACUUUGGCCACUGAAGAAAUUGCCAAUUAGAUGACGGCAAAAAAAUGUAACGGGCAAGCCGAGCCGUGUGUAGGUGAGUGCUUCUCUCAAGGGCCGACAACGUAAUCAAAGAGAGAGAGUGAGAGAGAGAGGAUAACUAUGAGCGAAAAAAAAAAAAAACAAAAAAA
This is a messenger RNA of Glossina fuscipes, 1952 nucleotides long. RefSeq names its product heat shock protein 67B1-like. Gene Ontology annotation, biological process: protein refolding; response to heat. Lineage: Eukaryota; Metazoa; Arthropoda; Insecta; Diptera; Glossinidae. Gene Ontology annotation, molecular function: protein folding chaperone. The transcript has a single exon. The coding region runs from base 160 to 1815 and encodes 551 amino acids. The record is from RefSeq and is a predicted model, not a curated record.